CCAACCUCCCUUUGCUAAUCAAAAAUAAAAAGCCCUUCCCUCUCAAUAUCUCCAUGACCUUCACUCUCUCUCUCUCCCUCUCCCUCUCCCUCUCGUCAGUCUGAGUUAACUCAGUUUGAGAUUAACCCUUAACAACUUAUUUCCUACCUCUGAGUCGUCGUCUCGCUGCUCACUGAGUCAAGGCGAUUAAUAGGUAUGGAGGUGUAGGCUCCAUUUUUCUGUUCUUAAUCUCCCUUUCUCCAACAUCGAGUCACUAUCAUUUGCAGGUGAGGGAGAAAUUGAGAAUGGGAGAAAUGUCAAGCUUCCAGUUAGGUGUGAUCGGUGCCCUGUUUCUUUCAGUGGCAUCAUCUGUUUCCAUUGUUAUUUGUAACAAAGCUUUGAUGAGCAAUCUUGGCUUCCCUUUUGCUACAACAUUGACCAGUUGGCAUUUGAUGGUAACAUUUUGCACCCUUCAUGCUGCACAUAGAUUCAAUUUAUUUGAGAACAAAUCAAUUGACUUGAAGACUGUCGUGCUCUUUGGCAUCCUUAAUGGUGUCUCUAUUGGACUUCUCAACUUGAGUCUUGGUUUCAACUCCAUUGGAUUCUACCAGAUGACUAAACUUGCAAUCAUACCAUUCACUGUCUUGUUAGAAACCAUCUUCCUCAAUAAGCAAUUCAGCCAGAAGAUAAAAUUGUCUCUGUUCCUUUUACUUGUUGGAGUGGGCAUUGCUUCUGUAACAGAUCUCCAGCUCAACUUUCUUGGAACUGUGCUCUCCCUACUGGCCAUUAUCACAACUUGUGUUGGUCAAAUUCUGACAAAUACAAUUCAAAAGAAGCUGAAUGUAUCAUCUACCCAGUUGCUGUAUCAAUCAGCUCCAUUUCAAGCUGCUAUUCUCUUUGUCUCUGGCCCUUUUGUGGAUAAAUUACUUACCAAGCAAAAUGUUUUUGCCUAUAAAUAUUCUCCUAUAGUCUUGGCGUUCAUAAUUCUUUCAUGUGUAAUAGCAGUGUCUGUGAACUUCAGUACAUUUUUGGUAAUAGGGAAGACAUCUCCAGUUACAUACCAAGUGCUAGGGCACCUCAAGACUUGUCUUGUUCUUGCAUUUGGCUACACAUUACUACAUGAUCCUUUUACACCCAGAAACAUAAUUGGCAUCCUAGUUGCUGUCUUUGGAAUGGGAUUGUAUUCUUAUUUCUGUAACUUGGACAACAAGAAGAAAAACUCCGGCGCCGAUUCCGGUUCUCAGAUGAAAGACAAGGAUGAAACACUACUUCUUCUGGCUCAAGACAAGGAAAAUCAGGAUGCUAAUAAAGCAAACAAGGAUUCUCUUGUCUAAAAUGUUUUUUCAUAAACAUUCAUCAUGUAUUAAGGUGGUGUUCUUUAUUUUUGUUUUCUUAAACCCCAUUUUGUUUGAGUGUAAAUCAGUUAAUUCUUUAAAUAAAUUACCCAUUUUCAGUAA
Carica papaya (papaya) is the source of this 1436-nucleotide messenger RNA. Its product is annotated as Nucleotide/sugar transporter family protein. NCBI's taxonomy places the organism in Eukaryota, Viridiplantae, Streptophyta, Magnoliopsida, Brassicales, Caricaceae. The record is from RefSeq and is a predicted model, not a curated record.